This is a messenger RNA of Mesorhabditis belari, 639 nucleotides long. Lineage: Eukaryota; Metazoa; Nematoda; Chromadorea; Rhabditida; Rhabditidae. The record is from the annotation of a GenBank genome assembly.
AUGCAUUCAACAGCUCUUCUCAUCGCUUUGGCUCUUCUUGGCGUCAUCUGGGCGCAAACAAUCUCCGUUCCGCCAUGCACAAUGUGCACAUAUGUCGUCAAUCAGGCUCAAGCUCACUACAAAAAAGGCGAGAAAAAGGAUGACGUGGGUAAAGAGUUGAAUGAGGAUUGCAAAUCUCUGGAGCGUUUCUACGGAAAACAAGCGGUGAAGGAUUGUCAGGAUUGGAUGAAAUCGAAUCUUGACACGAUUUAUGCUGAUAUGCAAGCUGGUAAAACUCAAACCGAAAUUUGCACGGACAUUGGUGAAUGCGGAGUGAUCACAACGCCGAUGACAACUAGAACAACAACAACAGCAACAACAACAACAACGACAACAACAACAACAACACCAGUGGACACUUGUGCUCUUUGUACUUCAGUUAUUGAUACAGCACGAAACUUUUUCGACAACCAGAUCACCAACGAGCAGAAACUCAAGGAUGAGCUGGUCUUGAUUUGUAAAUCCCUCGCUGCAGCCUAUGAUCAAAGAAUCGUGCAGGGAUGCCUCGACGAUGUCAGCACCUACAUUGACGUCAUUUUUGUCGAUCUCGUUAAUGGUGAAACCUCGUCACAAGUUUGCAUGGAUAUGAAAGAAUGCCAA